Durio zibethinus is the source of this 1716-nucleotide messenger RNA. RefSeq lists its product as uncharacterized. NCBI's taxonomy places the organism in Eukaryota, Viridiplantae, Streptophyta, Magnoliopsida, Malvales, Malvaceae. The record is from RefSeq and is a predicted model, not a curated record.
UUCAUCAUCUGCCCCCCUCCAAAAAAAAAAAAACUUUACUGUUUCCUCUGCUUUUUCUCUCAAAUGCAGGCUGAAAAAACUCAAGCUAAUAAAAGCCGGCUUCUCUCAUGGGCUCUGUUACAAUAAAACCUGCAUUAAAUUCUUUCUGUUUUAAUCCUCAAUGCUCCAAAACCAAACCUCUUUAUUAUCAUUCUCCUCAUUUCUGCUUCCUCAAAGUUAAAGCCUCUCCUGUUUCUUUCUCCUUUAAAUCUCCUUCUAAUCCCAUAAAUCCAACUCAUAAAUGUAAAAAUCGAAGCUUUCCCGUCAACCCUUUAUUGGUUUUAGUCCCAGUCUUAAAGAGCUUCAAAGGUUUGGCCUUCUCACAUACUCAAAAAUGGGCUUCACGUUUGCACGCUUACACUACAGAAUCAGAGAAAAUUUUAGACCAAUAUAAUGGGCAUUACUUACAAAAUGGAGGUUUUGGGGUGGCUUUAUUAAGUGUAACAGCUAGUGCUAAGGUUCGAAUUAGUCCAUUUGUGGCGACUUUGGCGGCGAAUCCAACGUUUGUUUCCGGUUUGUUCGCAUGGUUUAUUGCUCAAUCAAUGAAGAUGUUUUUGAAUUUCUUUGUAGAAAGGAAGUGGGAUUUUAGGAUAUUGUUUGCUUCUGGUGGGAUGCCUUCUUCGCACUCGGCUUUGUGUACUGCUUUGACAACAUCAGUGGCGAUUUGUCAUGGAAUAGCGGACUCGCUUUUUCCUGUUUGUUUGGGGUUUAGUUUGAUUGUUAUGUACGAUGCCAUUGGAGUUAGAAGGCAUGCUGGGAUGCAAGCUGCGGUUCUUAAUAUGAUCGUUGAGGAUCUAUUUCAAGGACAUCCUAUCAGUCAAAGAAAGCUCAAGGAACUUCUUGGCCACACUCCAUCACAGGUCCUUGCUGGAGCUAUGCUUGGCAUUGUGGUAGCUUGUAUAUGUUGUCAAGGUUGUCUGGUUGCAACCUAGAAUACUUCUGCAGGCAAUUUUUGGUCUAAUCGUUUGGACAGAGUUUUGCUAGUUUAAAAUACCCUGGCUCAGUUGUUCGACCUGCUUAGAUAUUGUGGUCUACUUAUCUUCAAUAACUAAAACCUAAAGAGCCGAAUUUUUUGUUCCCGUUUCAGUAACUUUACUACUUGUAACACAAACCUGACUUGACGCCAAUUUAACUAUCUAGAAACUUUUUUGCCUGUAUAUUGGAUCAUGAAUGCCAGUCAGAACUAAUUGUUAGAUGACGGGUUAAGGGAUCCAGAACAAACUUGCAUGACUAUUUUUUUCCCGGGUUACAAUCAUGAGCCAUGACCGGUUCUUCUUGGUAUCUCGUUAAAGUUCAUCUAUUCCUUUUUUAUCUGAAAAUAAAUUCGGGACAGGCGGUGCAAAUUUGGGGUUCGAGAUGAAAAUUCCAACUUGGACAGCGUCAUCUCUUGACGCUACUUUUCCGGGCCAUGGUGACGUCAGAAUAUGGUUGAAGUGCUCUCUCUUUAGUUUUUUGUGGGAACGAAAUGUUUUGGUGGAAACCAUAGAAUGCGCCACGUGGUGGUCAUAGGAUGCAACGGACCGCACAACCUCCACUUUGCUGAUGGCGACCAAUAAAUAAUGGGUCCCAGGAUCCACCAGUUACCACCAUGAUUAGUCUGAAUGAGAAACCAAAAAAGUUUCCGAAGAUUCUAGACAAUUACUGUCAGCUGAAUAUCCCAAAAUCUUUGUCUGGUAU